CAACGUGUUAUCCAAAAUGCAAAAAUGGUGGGGAGUGCCUCAGACCUGGAAAAUGCAGAUGUCCACCUGGCUAUGGGGGUAGAUACUGUCAUAAAGUAAGCUGUGAAGGAGGUUGUCGAAAUGGUGGGGAAUGCAUCUCUGUCAAUGGAGUUGUGAAGUGCCUUUGUGCCUCUGGCUGGACAGGAUCAAGAUGCCAAGAAGCAAUUUGUCCUCAAGGUUGUCGCAAUAAUGGAGCUUGUGUGGCUCCUGGGAUUUGUAGCUGUCCAGCUGGAUGGGUCGGUGGAGCAUGUCACUUAGCUGUAUGUAAACUGCCUUGUCAACAUGGCGGAAAAUGCAUAGCUCCAAACGUGUGCAGAUGCCGACUGCCGUACUCUGGUCUGCAGUGUACAAAGAAAAGGAAGGAAUGA
This is a messenger RNA of Mesitornis unicolor (brown roatelo), 407 nucleotides long. RefSeq names its product von Willebrand factor D and EGF domain-containing protein-like. Gene Ontology annotation, biological process: anatomical structure development. The annotation marks the transcript as partial. The transcript has 4 exons. Gene Ontology annotation, cellular component: extracellular region; cell surface. The record is from RefSeq and is a predicted model, not a curated record. Gene Ontology annotation, molecular function: signaling receptor binding. NCBI's taxonomy places the organism in Eukaryota, Metazoa, Chordata, Aves, Mesitornithiformes, Mesitornithidae.